AUGUUAAAUGAAUCAUCUCGAUCACAGGACUUUACGGCAGGAUUUGAAGAGUUGGUGAAGCAAACGAAGGAGCUACAGGACAAGCUACGGAGGAUAAGACUCGAACUAAACCAACUAAUAGAGGACAGUUUGCCCAACUACGCUUUGGACUCACUAGGAGCCAGAGUUUUAUCUCAUAUUUCUUCAGAAACGUACCAGGUACAAGAAGCAGGUCUGACAUUAUUGGGAAUACCUAUCUGGCGUCCACCUGAAAACCCAAGAACUGUUAUCAAAGGAGACUCACAUCUAGUCCCAGGAAGAUGCUGGGCCUUUUCAGGCAGAAAUGGACAUUUAGUCAUCGCCUUGUCCCACCCAGCCACGCUUAGCUAUGUGACACUGGGUCACAUUUCCAAGAGCCAGAGCCCCACUGGCUCCAUUGCCAGCGCCCCAAAGGAGUUUUCUGUCUAUGGAAUGGAGACUUUGAAUGAUGAAGGAACGCUACUAGGAACCUUUUUUUAUGAUCAGGAUGGGGAACAACUACAGACCUUCGGACUAUUGGAACAUGAAACGUCUGUCUACAAAUAUGUGAAGCUGCAAGUCCAGAGCAACUGGGGCCAUCCUGAAUACUCUUGCCUAUACAGCUUUAGGGUCCAUGGGAUGCUUGCAUAG
Scomber japonicus (chub mackerel) is the source of this 648-nucleotide messenger RNA. RefSeq names its product SUN domain-containing protein 2-like. Gene Ontology annotation, biological process: nuclear envelope organization. The coding region runs from base 1 to 648 and encodes 215 amino acids. Gene Ontology annotation, molecular function: protein-membrane adaptor activity. Gene Ontology annotation, cellular component: nuclear envelope; meiotic nuclear membrane microtubule tethering complex. The transcript is spliced from 5 exons. The record is from RefSeq and is a predicted model, not a curated record. NCBI's taxonomy places the organism in Eukaryota, Metazoa, Chordata, Actinopteri, Scombriformes, Scombridae.